AUUGGAAUCUUAAUUAGUGCCACCCCUCUCUUUUUCUCUCUAUCCAACUAACUGAUAUACCUGUCUAUCUAAAUUCAUCAAAAUUCUCAUCAUACUUUCUUAUGUUUAAGCCCACUGCUGCUAACAUCAAGAUCAACCACCCUAAUUACAUUCUAAUCCUAUUCCUUCUUCCAUCUCUCUGUUUCUUGAAAUCAUUUGAUAAUAGUAAUUGUUAUUAUUAUUAUUAUUGUGAUCUCCAAUCCAAAUGUCACUAAAUUUCAAUGCCUCUGUUCUGUUUUUGUUCCUCCUUAAAAUAGGGGUGGCUUUUCCAGGUAAUUAAAUGUAUAAUCUUCACAAUUUGGGCACAUAUAUAAUUCUUCAUUUAUUGAUAAAAGUUUGUUUGUUUUUUCAUUUGCAGGAGUAAUGGGUGCUAAUUUUAUGGUGAUUAACAAAUGUGAUUAUACAGUAUGGCCCGGAAUUUUGGGUAAUGCGGGCAGUGCCGGGUUGGGCAGUACCGGAUUCGAACUUCCACCGGGCGGGUCUCGGGCCUUUCAAGUCUCUUCGAGCUGGUCGGGUCGGAUCUGGGGCAGAACCGGCUGCGCAUUUGAUGCCGGAACGGGUCAGGGGAGCUGCGCCACCGCCGACUGCGGCUCCAAUCAAAUAGAGUGUAAUGGCGCCGGCGCGAUACCGCCGGCGACACUGGCGGAGUUCACGAUCGGAAAUUCGGGGAGCCAAGACUUCUACGACGUCAGCCUGGUCGACGGGUACAACUUGCCGAUGCAAGUGGAGGCCAUUGGCGGGUCUGGGGCAUGCGGGUCGACGGGGUGCGCGGCGGACUUGAACCGGAUGUGCCCGGAGGCGCUGCGGGCAAAGGAUGGGCAGGCGUGCAGCAGCGCGUGCGAAGCGUUUGGGAGUCCGGAAUACUGUUGCAGCGGCGCGUAUGGUUCACCUUCCACGUGUAAGCCGUCGUCGUAUUCGGCGAUGUUCAAAACGGCUUGCCCGAGAUCGUAUAGCUACGCGUACGAUGACGCCACCAGCACUUUUACCUGUUUGGGAGCCGAUUAUAAGAUUACGUUCUGUCCUUCAACCACAAGCCAGAUGCAAAGAUCCUCCUCUACACCUGUACAAUUGCCCUCUCCGGUCAUCGGAAUAUCCUCGGUGAGUGCACCUCCGGCGGUCAACCAAACUACCGGUGUUUUGGACCCCGGACACCAGGAUGGAUUGGUGAAUGGAUGGAUUCGAGGAAUCAUAAGAGGAGAAUCAUCAUCAUCGGCAAAAAUGUCACAUUUUGCCUUGCAUUACAAGUCACCAUUAACAGCACUGCCCCUACUCAUGCUCAUUUUUCUUCACUUGUAAUGUAAUUAAAGUAACUCAUUCUUGAUUUCCCAUUCUUCCAUUUGUAUAAUAUAAUCCAUAGACAUGAUGACGUUGGAGGCACGUUUGGGAAAAAGCUCCCAAUUUCAAUCAUGCAUGUAUAAAAUUAUCUAAUUGGUUGGCAAACUUGUGAAGUCUCGCAUACAUAUCACAGAUUCACAGUAUGUCUAUAGAUUUGUGAGAUUGAAUCAAGCUACAUGGAAGGAAAAUGUUAUACUCCGUACUUCGUAUUUCCGUAUGUGAAUGAGUUAGAAUUUCAC
Cuscuta epithymum is the source of this 1613-nucleotide messenger RNA. The record is from the annotation of a GenBank genome assembly. Lineage: Eukaryota; Viridiplantae; Streptophyta; Magnoliopsida; Solanales; Convolvulaceae.